AUGGAGUUUUGGGUGGGCUGUGAUUUUUCAGAACAUAUGAAGGAUAUUCUUGUGAUAUACGAACAAGAAGCAGAAGAGUGGGCUGUGUAUUUAAAAUCUCUGUUUGGAUACAUACUGAAUGAAGAAGGAGUCUUACUCUACAAUCUGGAGACUUUGUCUUUCAAGCACCUGGAGUCAUUCUCUUUACCCUGCUAUAAAUGUAAACUGCUGAUACUCUCGUGUGGACUUCUUAAAUGCCUAAAUCAAGAGAGAUGCUGCUUUCUGGAGUAUGUUCUUCAGCCUCCAGAUAAUGUGGUGAUUCUCCUUUGUGGGGUGGAGAAUUCAGAGAUUCUUUAUGAGGUACUGACCUUAGGUGGAAGGAGCAGAGAGAUCUCCACUGAUCAGGAACCUGAAGAAUAUCUCUCAAUUGUUACUGGAAUUAUUCAACCAGAUGACCAGACCAACUAUGAUUUUAACUUACCAGAUACCAGGGGAGCUCCAGAAAAAACAGAUCUCAGUUUUGAACCAGAAGUACUGUCUGAAACAUUAGAAGCUAAUGAGCAGUUGGUAUUGGUGCUUCCAGAAAGAAUAUCAUGUGAGAACCCUGGUGAAAUAUUCAUUUUGUUGAAAGAUGAAAUAGAUGAUGAAACUUUUGAAAUUGAAUUCAUAGCAGAUAAUCAACGAAUUAGGACACAGCCAGCCUCUUGGAAUAAGAAGGUCAAGUAUAUGAAAGCCUUAGAUUUUCCUGCUGGCCCUGUAUAUAUAAAUGUCUACUGUGGGGGAGUCAUUAAGACCACAGCACAGAUCGAGUAUUAUACUGCACUAGAAGAGAUUGAGCGCGUGUUUCAGAAAGUGGCUGACCCGAUAGCUUUUGCUUGUCAGGCUUUUAGAUUUUCUUCUGUGGAGAAGCUGGACAGUGUUCUGACUCUGUUAUUGGAAAGCAAAAUAAUUACGUCUGAAUUCAACAUAUCCCAGAGCGAAGAGCAGCACCAUCAACAAGCUAAUAGCCAUUUGGAAGAAUUUCCCACUCUCCUUCACUGUGCAGCCAGAUUUGGAUUAAAGAACCUUGCAGCUCUUCUACUCAAGUGUCCAGAGGCCACACGGGCUUGUAGGAUAGCCAACACACAUGGAGAUGAUCCAGCAAGUCUUGCUGAGAAGCAUGGACACAAGGAACUAAGAAAAUUAAUCAAAGAAUUGUCAAAUGAAAUGACAUAUAAUUUCACCGAUCAUGAGGAGGAAGCAGAAGAUGAUGACACUUACGUGGUUAUGGUAGGCUUGGAAACUCAACCAGCCAUGACCAGGCUGAACCUGGGAGAUCAAUAUGGAAUUGGAUCAAAAUGCCACCAAAUAGCUGAGGUGGAUGAGGAAGAGGAAGAUGAUGUAGAAGACAGCAGAGAGGAAACCAAAGAUGAAGAUCAAGAAGGGGAAGAUACCUACACCCUUGUCAACAAUCCUAACAAUUUAUAUGCCAGCAUACCUGAUGAUUCAGAAAGGACCAGAAGAGACUUAUUUUUCUACAAGAGGCCACCUGCUCCUCCCCCUCGAAAUCUGCCUGGCACCGUAAGGCAGGAUGAGCUGCACAAUUUAUCACAAGAAAGGAAUUUUGUGGAGGACAGAAGUGACAGAGAAUAUGGUGAUGGACUCCUAACAGCAUGCUACAGAGAAGACCAAGAUACAUAUGAGGAAGAUGACAAGGAGGAGCACCCAUACACUUUUGCGAAAUUGGAUGAAUCUCUGUACGAUUUGAUACUGGCUGAGAAGGAGGAGGAGAAGAGGAAAGAACGCAGGCCGUUUAUCAUGAACAGGCCUCCAGCCCCUGCCCCUCGUCCUGUAUGUUCGCCCAUCAGAAAUGAGAACACUCCCUACAUAGUACAAGUGUUUCAGCAAAAGGCCACUCAGAUGCCCAGUGACUACAACAAGAUGUACUGCAAUGUCAGGAGGCACGCACACAGACGCCCCAGCGAGACAGUAGCUUAUAGCACUGUGAAACACAACAUCCCUGCUGAACAGGAAGAACUUAUCCAUUUGCAGAAACAAGUGAAAAAGGGGGCAAUUUCUGUGGAUGAAGCCCUUGACAAAUUUAAACGGUGGCGGAAUGAAAACCAGAGACUACAGUCUACUCUACAGGAAACAAUGUGCCACCUUAGAGAAACCAGUAUUGAAAACAGACUAGGAAAGGAAAACUUGCAUGUUAAGUUACACUUUCUUUUGGCUUUCAAAACACCAAAGACUUGA
This is a messenger RNA of Cygnus atratus (black swan), 2214 nucleotides long. RefSeq names its product B cell scaffold protein with ankyrin repeats 1 (gene BANK1). The record is from RefSeq and is a predicted model, not a curated record. The coding region runs from base 1 to 2214 and encodes 737 amino acids. Gene Ontology annotation, molecular function: protein tyrosine kinase binding; signaling receptor binding. Gene Ontology annotation, biological process: negative regulation of phosphatidylinositol 3-kinase/protein kinase B signal transduction; negative regulation of B cell activation; B cell activation. The transcript has 13 exons. NCBI's taxonomy places the organism in Eukaryota, Metazoa, Chordata, Aves, Anseriformes, Anatidae.